Molecule: messenger RNA, 1470 nt
Organism: Miscanthus lutarioriparius
Lineage: Eukaryota; Viridiplantae; Streptophyta; Magnoliopsida; Poales; Poaceae
Source: the annotation of a GenBank genome assembly
AUGUCGUCGGGAAGUGCGGCCGCCGUGGCUGGCGCUGACUCGGCGCCGCACUUCGUGCUGGUGCCGAUGAUGGCCGCUGGCCACGCCGGCCCGAUGCUCGACAUGGCCCGCACCCUGUCCCGCCGCGGCGCGCUCGUCACGUUCGUGACGACGCCCCUGAACCUGCCCCGCCUCGGCCGCGCCCCCAGCGACGACGCGCUCCCCAUCCGCUUCCUCCCGCUCCGCUUCCCCUGCGCCGAGGCCGGCCUCCCCGAGGACUGCGAGAGCCUCGACGCGCUGCCGGGCCUCGGCCUCCUCAGCAACUUCAACGACGCCUGCGCCAUGCUCCGCGGUCCGCUCGUCACGCGCCUCCGGGACGACAGGGAGGGCGGCGACACCCCGCCGGCGAGCUGCGUCGUCUCCGACGCCUGCCACCCGUGGAUGGGCUGGGUGGCGAGGGAGCUCGGCGUGCCGCGGUUCUCGUUCGACGGGUUCUGCGCCUUCUCCUCCUUCUGCAUGCGCCAGAUGAAUCUCCACAGGAUCUUCGACGGCGUCGACGACGACAGGCGCUCCGUGCGCGUCCCUGGCUUCCCCAUAGACGUCCAGAUAUCGAGGGCACGGUCGCCAGGAAACUUCACGGGUCCCGGCAUGAAGGAGUUCGGCGAGGAGAUCAUGGCCGAGAGCGCGAGAGCCGACGGCCUGGUGGUGAACAGCUUCGCGGAGCUCGAGCCCAUGUUUCUUGACGCCUACGAGGCCGCCAUCGGCAAGAAGAUAUGGACCGUUGGGCCUCUCUUCCUGACCCCCACCACCAUGCCGCCGCCGCCGGCGAUGACAGAGGACGCGAACGCCGUCCGGUGCGCGAGCUGGCUCGAGUCCAAGAAGCCCCGGUCGAUGGUGUUCGUGAGCUUCGGCAGCCUGGUGCGCUCGUCGCUGCCGCAGCUCGUCGAAAUUGGGCACGGCAUCGAGGCGACCAAGCGACCGUUCAUCUGGGUGGUCAAGCCCGGCAAUCCCGCCGAGUUCGAGCAGUGGCUGUCCGAGGACGGCUUCGAGUCCCGCGUCGGGGAGAUGGGCCUGGUGAUCAGGGACUGGGCACCGCAGAAGGCGAUCCUGUCGCACCCGGCGACGGGCGCCUUCGUCACGCACUGCGGCUGGAACUCCGUGCUGGAGUGCGUCGCGGCGGGGCUGCCGAUGGUGACGUGGCCGCACUUCGCGGAGCAGUUCAUGAACGAGAAGCUCGUGGUGGACGUGCUGCAGGUCGGCGUGCCCGUCGGCGUCAAGGACGCCGCGCAGUGGGGCGUGGAGACGGAGGGCGUGGCUGCGACGAGGCAGGACGUGGAGAGGGCCGUGGCGGAGGUGAUGGACUGCGGGGAGGAGGCCUCCGCGCGCCGGGCAAGGGCCGCCGAGCUCGGCAGGAAGGCUCGGGAGGCCGUGGCGCACGGUGGGUCGUCGUACCGGAACGUGGCGCUCCUCAUCCAACACGUCAAGCACUAG